AUUUUUGGACAUCAACUAUUGUCGCAGGGAGGGGCAGGGCAAUACAAGGGGGAACGUGGAAACAAUUGAGAUUUGAUUCCUUUCCCGUGUCAUUAAUUUUGUUAGUCAAACCAGCAUACAUACGACACCGUUUUAUCUCAAUCAAGAAUGAUGUUAAUAAGAAUGCCAUUGAAUUAAUUUCAAACCGUGAUUGUCUCUCCAUCUCCAUAUGUAAAGUGUAUAAUGUUGAGGCGGAUUGGAUUAAUAGUGGGUCCUUGGACUCACAAGAAGGUGGUCGAUCCUCUUCUCCAAAUCCUCCGCAGGGGUUUAGAACCAAAGCAAUUGGCAUUCUCUGUGGCUCUUGGUGUUACAUUGGGUCUCUUUCCCAUCGUAGGGGUUGCUGUAUUUCUAUGUGGGUUUGCUAUUGCAGCUCUUGGAUCCAUGUGUCAUGCACCAACUGUGCUGUUGGCUAACUUCAUUGUUACUCCCAUUGAGUUGAGUUUGGUGAUUCCAUUCCUACGUUUAGGUGAAUCUGUGAGUGGUGGACCUCAUUUUGCUUUGACCUCAGAUGCAUUAACAAAGGUCUUGACUGGUAAGGCUUCGUGGGAAGUCAUCCUAAGCAUUUACCAUGCGUUGUUGGGUUGGCUUGUUGCUACACCAUUCAUCCUGGCAGGGCUUUAUGUACUGUUGCUGCCAUGUUUUACAAUCUUGGUUCGUAAAUUCAGUAGUGGUGGAGGUGUUCCUUCAAGCCCGAGGAGAGUUGUUCCUUCAAGCCCGAAGAGAGCUGUUCCUACGAGCCCAAAAAUGAUUGUUCAACCCCUUACAGAAGUCAGGGUUAAAGUAAGGGAUGUUUAAUGGAGAUUCAAACCAAUGAAUUGUUAAAUAGUGAAUGGAACUUCAAUGAUUCUGGCAUUUCUAUACAUGAAUCAUGUUCAGAGGAAUUGACAUUUGAAAACUGCUUCAAGUGAUAUUAAACUUAUGUUGGCUCUUUCAAUUUCCUUUCUACAGCAGAUAAGCCCCCCAUGGCCAUAAGGCCACAAAGAAGUAUAAAGGGAAACAGAUAUAUGUCAAGAAACUAUAGUAUUUCUCAGCCUCAUUUCAAGUGUAUGAAGGAUUUUAUAGGUGCUAAGCACCAUAGGUGUAUUAGUAUGUUUCUAACUUUUAGUCAUUAUACUAAAUCAUUACCUUUUGAGCAAAAACAAAGGAGUAUGUUCUGUUGGGUAAUUCACUAUAUCAGCCAUGAAAUAUGAUUAUAUAUUUGUGACUGAAUGAAUUGUAAUCUUCUCUUA
Capsicum annuum is the source of this 1268-nucleotide messenger RNA. RefSeq lists its product as uncharacterized. The transcript is spliced from 5 exons. The record is from RefSeq and is a predicted model, not a curated record. Lineage: Eukaryota; Viridiplantae; Streptophyta; Magnoliopsida; Solanales; Solanaceae. Gene Ontology annotation, cellular component: intracellular membrane-bounded organelle. Bases 223 to 834 code for a protein of 203 amino acids.